GGAUGAGCUUCCGGUUUUUUGUUCGUGUCUCUUCCUGUUUCCGGCCAUGACACUCAGGGCAUGUGGACUGAUUAUUUUCAGGAGGUUAAACACUGGAUUAGCUGCUAAACCUCAGGACAUCGAGUUCCUACUUUUGCAGACUUCCUAUGGACAGCAUCACUGGACGCCUCCUAAAGGGCAUGUUGAUCCAGGUGAAGAUGACCUUCAAACUGCACUUCGUGAAACUGAGGAAGAAGCAGGGCUUGGAAGAAAAGAUUUUAAUCUGCUUGAUGGAUACAAAAAGGAAAUGAUAUACAAAGUGAAUAAUAAACCCAAAACUGUUAUCUAUUGGCUGGCAGAACUAAAGGACUAUAAUAUAGAAAUAAAACUCUCUAAUGAGCACCAGUCAUUUUGCUGGUUAAAUGUGGAUGAGGCCUGUGAAGUUGCUAAAUAUCAAGAAAUGCAGGAAGCGCUGAGAGAAGCUCACCAGUUCAUCUCAACAAACAAAUAAGACCAGGUUCUUUGCAAAUGAGCUGGAUUGUUAAAAUUGUUGAAGGCUUCUCCUCUACUUUGCUCGUGAAAUGUCAAUACUCAGUACAACUGUUCAGAUGUCACCAUUGGUCCUUCAUGUGAGAGCCUGCACCUUAAAUAUUGGUAGGCAGCAAAAAGGAAGCACGUCUGGCCUUUGUUUCACACACCCUUCCAGAACCCUAGUUUGGUGAUGGAAGGCAGAACUAAUUUGUAUUUAUAUACCAUUCAUUAAACUCAGCAUGUUCUAAAGUGCUUACCAACUGA
Messenger RNA from Rhincodon typus (whale shark), 774 nucleotides. It is a transcript of the gene nudt2, whose product is annotated as nudix (nucleoside diphosphate linked moiety X)-type motif 2. The transcript has 2 exons. Bases 47 to 490 code for a protein of 147 amino acids. Gene Ontology annotation, biological process: ATP biosynthetic process; AMP biosynthetic process. The record is from RefSeq and is a predicted model, not a curated record. Gene Ontology annotation, molecular function: bis(5'-nucleosyl)-tetraphosphatase (asymmetrical) activity. NCBI's taxonomy places the organism in Eukaryota, Metazoa, Chordata, Chondrichthyes, Orectolobiformes, Rhincodontidae.